AAAAAAAUAAAUAACUUUCUUUGGAAAUCAGAAUUGAUAUAUGAAAUCAUACAACAAUACUACUUAGUUAAGAAAUGCAGUCAUCAAAUGGCUCUCAAAUUGGGAAAUUUGUUAUUGGUUGACUCUGCAAUCAUUCAAGACGAUAAAUAAAUACCGCCAGGAUUUCAUUUUGCCCGUUACUAGAGAGGAUACGAAAUAGACGCAGUUUUGCGGCAAAUUGGCCACGCUGACGUGUCGGCGCUGUGGAAUGAGGGAGGGCGCCGGCGAAGCUGUUUUAAGUGAUAGCAUAUGUUGGGACGUGAUUAAAUGCGCUUUUGUUUCAACUCUCUUAUUAGUAUUGUUGUCCUAAAUUGACUGCAGGGAGCAGGCAUUUACCAAGAUGCUGACCAAGUUUGAGACCAAAUCAGCAAGGGUGAAAGGCUUAUCUUUUCAUCCUAAACGACCAUGGGUUUUGGCAAGCUUGCACAGCGGAGUGAUCCAGCUAUGGGACUACCGGAUGUGUACGCUGCUGGAAAAGUUCGACGAGCACGACGGCCCCGUGCGAGGCAUCUGCUUCCACAUGCAGCAGCCGCUCUUUGUGUCCGGCGGCGACGACUACAAGAUCAAGGUGUGGAACUACAAGCAGAAGCGGUGCGUGUUCACGCUGCUCGGCCACCUGGACUACAUCCGGACCACCGAGUUCCACCACGAGUACCCGUGGAUCAUCUCUGCCUCCGAUGAUCAGACGAUCCGUAUUUGGAACUGGCAGCGGCGCAGCUGCAUCUGCAUCCUGACGGGCCACAACCACUACGUCAUGUGCGCCCGCUUCCACCCGACCGAGGACCUGGUGGUGUCCGCCUCGCUCGACCAGACCGUCCGCGUCUGGGACAUCUCCGGUCUGCGUCAGAAGCACGUGGCGCCGGGUCCGUCCGGCCUGGACGACCACCUCAAGUCGACCGCCUCUCCGGACCUGUUCGGCCAGGCGGACGCUGUGGUCAAGCACGUGCUGGAGGGCCACGAUCGCGGCGUCAACUGGGCCGCCUUCCACCCGAGCCUGCCGCUGAUCGUGUCCGGCGCCGACGAUCGCCAGAUCAAGUUCUGGCGUAUGAACGACAGCAAGGCCUGGGAGGUGGACACAUGUCGCGGCCACUACAACAACGUCAGCUGCGUGCUCUUCCACCCGCGCCAGGAGCUCAUCCUCUCCAACUCGGAGGACAAGUCGAUCCGCGUCUGGGACAUGAGCAAGCGCACCUGCCUGCACACCUUCCGCCGCGAGCACGACCGCUUCUGGGUGAUGGCCGCCCACCCGCAGAUGAACGUGUUCGCCGCCGGACACGACUCGGGCAUGAUCAUAUUCAAGCUGGAGCGCGAGCGGCCGGCGCACGCCGUCAGCGGUAACCUGCUCUUCUAUGUCAAGGACAAGUUCCUGCGGCGGCUCGACUUCACCACCAACAAAGACGUGGCCGUGAUGCAGAUCCGCCUCAUCGGACGCACCAAACCGUACAGCCUGUCGUACAACCCCGCCGAGAACGCGGUGCUGAUCUGCUCCCGUCCCUCGAACGCCGAGAACUCCACCUACGACCUGUACCAGGUGCCCAAGCAGACGGACCCGCAGAACCCAGAGACGCCCGAGGGGAAGCGCGCCGCCGGCCUCAGUGCCAUCUGGGUGGCACGCAAUCGGUUCGCCGUGCUGGACCGCAGUCACCAGGUGACCAUCAAGAACCUGAAGAACGAGGUGCAGAAGAAGGUGCAGACGCCCGCCUGCGACGAGAUCUUCUACGCCGGCACGGGCAUGCUACUGCUGCGCGAUACAGACUCGGUCACCAUGUUCGACGUCCAGCAGAAACGCUCCGUGGCCAGUGUGAAGAUCUCCAAGUGCCGCUACGUGGUCUGGUCGCCGGACAUGACGCACGUAGCGCUGCUGGCCAAACACGCGGUGGUCGUCUGCAACCGCAAGCUGGAGGCGCUCUGUCAGCUGCAGGAGAGCACGCGCGUCAAGUCGGGCACCUGGGACGACAGCGGCGUCUUCAUCUACACCACCUCCAACCACAUCAAGUACACCCUGACCAACGGCGACAACGGCAUUAUCCGCACGCUGCACGUGCCCAUCUACCUGACCAAGAUCAAGGGCAGCCAGGUGCACUGCCUGGACCGCGAGGUGCGCGCCCGCAUCAUGAACGUGGAUGUCACCGAGUUCCGAUUCAAGCUGGCGCUCGUCAACCGCAAAUAUGACGAGGUGCUGCACAUGGUGCGUAACGCCAAGCUGGUCGGGCAGUCCAUCAUCGCCUACCUGCAGAAGAAGGGCUACCCCGAGGUGGCGCUCCACUUCGUCAAAGACGAGAAAACCCGGUUCGGUCUGGCGCUGGAGUGCGGCAACAUUGACGUGGCUCUGGAGGCGGCUCGUGCCCUGGAUGACCGCGACUGCUGGGACAAACUGGGAGAGGCCGCACUGAUGCAGGGAAACCACCAGGUGGUGGAGAUGUGCUACCAGCGCACCAAGAACUUUGACCGGCUCAGCUUCCUCUACCUCAUCACGGGUAACCUCGAGAAGCUGCGCAAGAUGAUGAAAAUCGCCGAGAUCCGCAAGGACACUUCUGGCCAGUACCAGAGCGCGCUCUACCUGGGUGACGUGGCCGAGCGGGUGCGCGUGCUGCGCUCCUGCGGACAGACCAACCUGGCCUACCUGACGGCGGCCACACACGGCCUGGAGGCGGAGGCCGCCGAGCUGGCCGCGCAGCUGGGCGAGGGCGCCGAGCUGCCGCAGCCGCAGCCGCAGGCGCAGCUGCUGCAGCCGCCGGCGCCGCUCCACCAGAGCGACGACAACUGGCCGCUGCUCACCGUCUCCAAGACGUUCUUCGAGGGCGCUAUCGGCCAGACGGGCGGCAAGGCGGGCGCGGCCGGCGCCGGCGCGGGCGUCUCGGCCGCGCUGGCCGCCGAGGCCGACGAGGGCGCCGCCGACGGCUGGGGCGCCGACGCCGACCUCGGACUGGAUGACGAGGACGCGGAGCCGGGCGCCGCCGCCGGCGACGGAGACGGAGAGGGCGGCGGCUGGGACGUGGACGACGACCUGGAGCUGCCGACCGACCUGGAGGUGCCGGCCGCGGCUGCCGGCGGCGCCGAUGACGGCUACUUCGUGCCGCCCACCAAGGGCACGCCGCAGACACAGGUGUGGACGCGCAACUCUCAGCUGGUGGUGGAUCACGUGAUGGCCGGCUCCCUGGAGUCGGCGUUCCGGCUGCUGCACGACCAGCUGGGCGUGGUGUCGUUCGCGCCGUACCGGCAGCUGUGUCUGCAGGUGUUCAGCACGGCGCGCUCCUGCUUCCCGGCCAUGGCCAGCACGCCGCCGCUGUUCGGACACCCGCACAGGAACUGGAAGGAGGCCGGCGCCAAGGGCGGUCUGCCCGCCGUCGGAGUGAAACUCAGCGACCUCGUCACACGGCUGCAGGGCUGCUACCAGCUGACCACUGCGGGCAAGUUCUCUGAGGCGGUGGAGCGGUUCCGCGCCAUCCUGCUCUCCGUGCCGCUGCUGGCCGUCAACACCAAACAGGAGAUCGCCGAGGCCACCCAGCUGAUGCAGAUCUGCCGGGAGUACGUCCUCGGUCUGUCGAUGGAGAUCCAGCGAAAGGAGAUGCCGAAGGGCACGCUGGAGGAACAGAAGCGUCUCUGUGAGAUGGCCGCCUACUUCACCCACUGUAACAUCCAGCCCGUCCACCAGGUGCUGACGCUUCGGACCGCGCUGAACCUGUUCUUCAAGCUGAAGAACUACAAGACGGCGGCCAGUUUCGCACGCCGCCUGCUGGAGCUCGGUCCGCGCCCGGAGGUGGCCCAGCAGACGCGGAAGGUGCUCCAGGUGUGCGACAAGACGCCUACAGACGAGCAUCAGCUGCAGUACGACGAGCACAACCCGUUCUCGCUGUGCGCCGCCACCUACCGACCCAUCUACCGCGGCAAGCCGGACGCCAAGUGUCCACUGUGUGGCGUCGCCUACGUGCCAGACUACAAGGGGUCGCUCUGCAAGGUGUGCACGGUGGCUGAGGUGGGCCGCGAGUCGAUCGGACUGCGCAUCAGCCCGCAGCAGUUCCGAUAGGCCGCCUGGGCCGCGCUGCAUUCCGUGAGCCGCCGCCGCCGUCCCUGCCCACGGCGGACGGCGCCGCUGGGGACGAGUGAGGUCGGUCGCGGACCGAACCACCUACAGAGGCGGCGGCUGGGUGAAGGUGAACACACCGCCGACAGAUAAUGUGACACCGUGAUGUGGAUAGUGACGUGCCGUGACCGGUGGUGUGACGUGACUAGUGACGUGAGAUGACAUUUAUUAUCCGGAGGAUGACGCACGGUAGCCCGCGACGCCGCGCUCUGGACGGUGGACGGGAGGCUGCCACGUGAACUGCUUCUGAGCCGAUUCACCCAGCGGAGGCGUCUGGGGCAUCCAAACACACCGCGCCGGCGACUGGACUCCGGCCGGGCGCCCAGUCCCGCGCCGUAUCGGUCCGGCCGUGCGCCCCGCGCGGCCAAUCCGUGCAUUUUCCCAACUACCGCUGCGCGUUCCUGUUGAUUUUGUUGGUCAAGUGAAGGCGGAGAGCCGCCCGAUAUCGGGAUCAUGCGUGAAUGAGGGGCCGGGCUCCGUCUGUGUGGGGAGAGGGACGGACAGAGUGGUGCCGGAGGGAAGCCGCAGAGGUCCGCAAAUCGGGCCCGGCCGCCGCGUAUUCUAUGUUGUGAGAAAUCGCACGGUAGUGCACGCCUGCUCUAAAACAUACAUAUAUAAACGUGUUGGGUUGAGGAUAUGAAUUAUAAAUACAUUCUUUUCUAUCCAGAAA
Molecule: messenger RNA, 4793 nt
Organism: Amphibalanus amphitrite
Lineage: Eukaryota; Metazoa; Arthropoda; Thecostraca; Balanomorpha; Balanidae
Gene: alphaCOP
Product: coatomer subunit alpha-like
Exons: 19
Coding region: 380-4066 (1228 amino acids)
Biological process (GO): intracellular protein transport; intra-Golgi vesicle-mediated transport; endoplasmic reticulum to Golgi vesicle-mediated transport
Cellular component (GO): COPI vesicle coat
Molecular function (GO): structural molecule activity; protein binding
Source: RefSeq, a predicted model, not a curated record